GCUCACGUCACCGCGGCAGCAACGCGGAAGCGGACGGCCAGGCUCCACGUCAUUUUAGGUGCACUGGUGCUACCGGGGCUUUUACUGGGAGGAAACUGACAUGCGACGGAACCCAACAGCCACAGAAUAGUGAUUGGAGUCGCCGGUAAACAGAGCAGCGAUCAGUUGGGUUUUGUUCAGAUCGACAGCUUGGGUGCUCAUCCCUGAUGGGUGAAUCAGGGCCACGCCGCUCCACCCUGGUCUCCAGGUUGCCCAUCUUCAGGCGCAGUGUAAGGAAGAGGCAGGACUCUCUGCCAUCAUCUCCGUCCUCCGGUGGCGUAGGUAACGGCGUGCACACGUCCUCUCCUUCAAGCACCAACUCGAGCUCCAGCAGCACGGGAAAACGGCGAAGUCUUUUCCGAACCCCGUCGAUCAGCUUUCACAGCAAGAGGAACAGCGAGCCGCGUGCUGAUUCCAGCCAACUCAGUGCAGACAAUCGCAGCCGGCUGUCCGAGCCGAGCUUCAACGACGGUUGCAAUCACAAGACGCGCCACUCGUUCGGAUUUGGAGGACACAAGAAGAAGCUCAGUCGCUCCCAGACGGAGGAUUUUGAGAAAGCUCCAAACAGCCGCAAUGUUUUCAUCAACUGCAUCAGCUCAGGGACGAAUGAGGGUGACGAUUCAGGUUUCAUGGAUGAUGUCAGCAGCAAGAGUCCCAAACCAAAAAAGCUUCUCCCCAAGUCCUUUUCAGCUCACCAUCGCUUUUCCAAGAACUCCUCCAACCAGGUUGAACAUAAUCAAGGCAAGGACGAUGCUCCAAAGACAGGAACUCCAGGGUCCUGGCCUGGCGAGCUUGCCGAGAGCUCGCUUCAAUCCCCAAUCGUUUCCGAAGACCGCACAACAGCCAUUACACCCUCAGACUUCGUCCAUGUCACCGAGGACACCGUCUCUGAAGUGGAUGCUUUACCUGUCCCGAGUCCAGCUGAAGUCGUCCCUCCUGAGAAUAUCGACCAAUGUGUAUCUACCACACAGACGUGUGCCAAACCCGAGCAGUGUACUCUGGAGAAGCCUGUACUGCCAGACAUUAGCCAAACUGCCAACACGCAGUGCGAUAGUACCACCGUCCAAACCGAGCCAGAAACACUGAAUACAGCAGAAGUGCAGCAUCAGGACCAGGAUCACAUCGAGGCGAGCGAAAACAAGCCGAACCCGGAGCUGAGUGAGGAGAGCAGCUCCAACGCAGAGCCCAGAGAAAGAAUGCACCGAAAUACUGUGCUGGUCCAGCAUCUAGGAAAAGCAGCAGGCCAUGGCAAACUGGAGAGCAGACCAAGCUAUCUGAGGAAACCUCACACAGUGUCCAUGUCCAGCAGUAUGAGUCCACGACGUGAGGUGAUCCGUUUAGAGCGGAGGCUGCGCUCAGCUUCAGAGGGAGCCGGAGGACCAAGACUCCACCUCAACCUUAAAGAGCAUACCUGCAUGGAAACCAGCAUGCUGGUUAAACACAGAACCAACUCCUCAUCCUCCAAACUGGGCAGCCUGGACUUUUUAAACAAUCUUGGUUCUUCCGAGCUGGACGAGGAUGACCUAAUGCUCGACCUGGAACUCUCGGAUGACCAGAGACAUCGACAUGCUUCUCAGGAAGACUCCAGCCAAUCUCUUGCCUCCUGUCUGAACCUGUUGCCGUCCCCCAUGGAUCUGCCUUUAGACCCGAACACUGCCAAGGAGCGGAGAGAGAACAACAGAGAGCCACGGCCUGUGUCACUCUGUGUGUCCUGUGAUGAUGAGUUGUUUUCUGGCCUUGAGACUUUACCCUUCAGACUGAUGCAACAGGACUGCACGUCCAUGAAAACGCUUCUGCUUCGACUUCGCAGGGUUUUGCAAGAGAGCACUGAGCCCAGCCCUGCCAGCAGCCUUCACUCUUUACCUAUAAGCCCCUGCAGUGAGAAGUCACCAGCUUUCAAGGAUACAGGGCGAGAUGAGAGCCACUCCCUACAGCAGCAGCUGAAAGAGAGAGAUGAGUUGAUCCUGCUUCUGCAGACUGAGCUGGAAGCUGCCCGUUCUGCACAAAAACCUUUUUGCCAAAAAACUGACAAAACAACCCAGACAGAUCCUCCAGCCCCAGAGCCUGUCCAUCUGAGUCGAGCCAUAGGUAACAGCUGUAGCAGCAGUCUUCCAAGGGAGCGAAGAUCAGCACGACUGUCCAGCUGGGGAGAAGAGCGCUAUAGUGGAGGGAUGAGUGCUCGAGAUCCUGCUGCAGUCCAGAGGAGAGCUGAACAAAUAUACUCGUCGUCUUCUGAGGCGACUACACCACGGAAGCUCGAGCAUUUGGGUCCCUCUCAGAUACCUCGUGCCGUUGUGAGUGGAAGCUCUUGCAGCCUCUCCUCAGACAGCGAGAGACUCGCCAUGCCAAGGCCACACUCAUCAUUCAGCGGGCGUCUGGGCCAACCACCACGCGGGCCGCUCUCUCUGCACAUGUACAGCCGCAAGAAUGUCUUCCUCCAGCACUCGCUCUAUACAACCGAGUUGCAGGCACUGGGCCAGCAGGAUGCUUGAAAACACACACACCCACACCUACAAACACACACUUUAAAUUAGACUUCUGCACUAAUCAUCAAUCCUUCUGCCUCAGCAGCUGUUUGACCUCUGUAUGGUUUGGAUGGAGCCCCAAUCUAGCUUCUGCAGCUAUCUUAAAAAUGCCAUCAAUCCUCUGGUGACCCUGCUUGAUCUCCACUAGUAGAGUCCAUUACGCAGCUGUGUGACAAGGCCAGUAUGGCAGAGGAGUGGGUCUGAUAUCAGUUCAUUCACCCACUGCUUACUGCAAAAAAAAAUAUAUUGAAAAAACUGACAA
Molecule: messenger RNA, 2826 nt
Organism: Silurus meridionalis
Lineage: Eukaryota; Metazoa; Chordata; Actinopteri; Siluriformes; Siluridae
Gene: ccser1
Product: coiled-coil serine-rich protein 1
Source: RefSeq, a predicted model, not a curated record